Pangasianodon hypophthalmus (striped catfish) is the source of this 1775-nucleotide messenger RNA. RefSeq names its product nephronectin. Bases 123 to 1016 code for a protein of 297 amino acids. The record is from RefSeq and is a predicted model, not a curated record. Gene Ontology annotation, molecular function: calcium ion binding. The transcript is spliced from 7 exons. NCBI's taxonomy places the organism in Eukaryota, Metazoa, Chordata, Actinopteri, Siluriformes, Pangasiidae.
GUCACUUUGCCUUUCCUUUCACCAAAUACACCACUGGACCAAAGGACAUGGAUCCUGGAAAACAAACAUAUUCCUUCUUGCAAAAUUCAGAAUAACCACGAUUAAUUGACUGAAGCAGUAACAUGGUGCCAUCUACACACAGUAAAACUUCUGACAGGAAAAUUCAGAAAAUUCUGAUAGCUGCUUUUCUUUUCUUCCAAAUCUGCAUGGCCUCUCCUUCCAACAGGGAAGAGACAGAGGUGUCUGAGCAGCACAGGAAGCCAGGCUUCUGCUACUUCGGAAGAGUUCAGUCCUGCUGCUAUGGCUGGAGAAACGUUAAUGGAGAAUGCCAGCCUGUGUGUAUAAAGCCGUGCAUAAAUGGCAUCUGCAUUGGUCCAGACAAGUGCUCCUGCACUGAAGGCUACACGGGGGAACAGUGUAAUGAGGACAUAAACGAGUGUGGCCGACCCAGCAGGCCUUGCUCCCACAGCUGUAUGAACACACCUGGCAGUUUCCGCUGUUAUUGCGAUCCUGGAUACACGCUGGAUGCUGACGGCAAAUCCUGCAACCGUCCAGAGAAGCCUGACUGCACUCGACUUCACUGCCAAUUGGGUUGCCAGAUUGGCAGUAAUGGUGCGUUGAUCUGCUCAUGCCCACCUGGACUCCAACUGGCGCUAGAUAAGAGAACAUGUAAAGACGUUGAUGAGUGUAAAGGUGCCUUCUCUGCCUGCUCAGAACGGCAGACCUGCAGGAACACUUUCGGAAGUUAUGCGUGCGUGUGCAGGUCCGGUUACAUGUUGGGAAUAUUAGGGAACUCCGUCACAUGCCGAGAUGAAGACGAGUGUGUGACAGGUCGCCACCGCUGCAGCCGCCAUGCACAGUGUGUGAACACAGACGGCUCGUACACCUGCCAGUGUGAAAAUGACUACGCUGGAGACGGCUUCAGCUGCUGGAAACGGAAAAGUGGAAGGUCACAGAACGGCAUGUACUUCCAAUAUAAACUCUCGAAACGAAGCAGGACGACAGAUACGGGCUGAUGAAAGAAGCCUGGAGAAGGUCUACAGCUGUGCUCUCUCUGGCAAGAGAGAAGUGUCAAAAGAGUGCACUGUGUGCUCCUGAUGUUUGUUUUCUCAUCCGUGUCUUAUAACAGUUUAAUUCCGUGUGCAUGUGUUCAUUUGAGCAGCUGUGCUUAUUAUUAGCAUGUCUAUUUUAAUGGCUGUAUUAAUGGAAUCUGAUUAUGUUUUGAAUUAUGGACCAAGAAAAAUACAGUCUGCUGACUUUCCACCACUGUUUGAGUGGCAAGCUUUUGCUUAUGUAGAAACCCUUUUUCCACCAUAGGAGCUUUUUCUGAAACUUUUUUUCAGCACCUCAUACACUUUAACCUCAUUUCCAUUGGAGGAAGCCAGACGAAUUUCAGUUCCUAGGCCAUAGCUUUUAUCCUCAUUUUUACAUCCUAUUGCAAAACAUGUACUUCCCCCGAGUGUUUAAGUUAGCAUAAGAACUGUCUCUGUCAAGCUGGGAAUAGUGAACACAAUCCAAAGCUUAGCAUAGAACCAUAUACACUUCAUUAUUAAACUUUUACUGCUGCAUGAUUAUAAAAACCUUUUCACAUAUUCAACUUCUCUAUAUGUGCUGCACAGAUAAUAAUAGUUUUACUGUCAUCUCUCAUUUGAAAUGUCAUACUCACACAACAAAAUUACAAUAAACUACAAAUCAGCUUCAGCUUCCUCCAUGUUGUAUGCCAGGAUGUUUAUUUUAAUGAGCAGUAAACAGCAAAACAGCCAAUAAAGGAAAGA